Messenger RNA from Dendroctonus ponderosae (mountain pine beetle), 1114 nucleotides. RefSeq lists its product as uncharacterized. The coding region runs from base 334 to 663 and encodes 109 amino acids. The record is from RefSeq and is a predicted model, not a curated record. The transcript is spliced from 2 exons. Lineage: Eukaryota; Metazoa; Arthropoda; Insecta; Coleoptera; Curculionidae.
UUAUGACUUUUCACUGGACGUUGUCAUUACUGACAGUUUAGUAUGUUUUAGUUGGUUUUAGUGUAGCGCAAUGUAAUUAAUGUGAAUAUGAUCUAAACAUCACAUUGCACAUGAAAACAUUUACAUAUGCAAUUGAGAAGCUGUACUGCAAACAGUGAAAAUUUACUUGGUGAUAUUUUUAUCCAAAUUUUUGUCUAUUCUUUCAUUGUCAUCACACACCAACUAGAGGUAGAGGUGAUAUACAUGUGUCUGUGUCAUUCCAAGUUUCUGAACUAUAAUCAGUUGUUGUAAAAAGUAUCUUUAAUUGUUAUUUCUAACAGACAGCUACGAAAUAUGACACAAAACAGGAAGCGAGCCCGGAGCGUCCAUGACGAAAUCGAAUUCAUGCCAUUGUCAAAAAGAAUAAACAAUCUUCAUAUAAACAAUAUGCUAAUGGAAAGUCAAAAUCAAUUCUCGAAUUCUGCAUGGUGUCAAUCCAAUGGCACUUUUACUAGUCAGAAUAAUCCUAUUCCAGUAUCACCAUGUGGAUCAGAACAGAGCACGGAAGGGGUGUACCUCCCAUAUUCCCCAGAUCUGACGGAAUCUCAAAAUCCUCAUUAUUUUAACAUUAAUAAGCUUCUUUAUGAAGUGUAUAUGGAACGUGUUCGUAGAGGAUGUAAUUAAAUAUAAGUAGUGACUUAUUAUCUUAUUGUUUAGUUAGCUUUAUGCAGUGUUAUAAAAAUGUAGGUGGAUUUCUUAUACUGCAUAGGGCUUGUCUGGGGAACAGAUUAUUUCUCUACUGCCAUUUAGGAAUAUUAUUCAUAUGAGACACGAUUCUUUUUUUACUACAAAUAUUAACAUUCAUAUCUUUAUUAUGGCUCUUUCCUGGUUUUUACUAGUUCAUUCUUUUUUACCUUUUAUAUUUUACUGGAUUUGUUAAUAACAUAUACAAAUUGAUAUAAAGGAUAUGCUGUAUUUACUAUUCACAACUCUUCAUGAUAAGACAGGCGAUAUGCUUUGGAUGAGUUAACACUUGAAUUAUUAGGAUUUUUUGAUAGGUCAGAUACUCUUGUAUGCCUAGACUAAUUUAUUGAAGUGUAAAUUAUAUUAGUAAUUAUAUGUGCAAAAUGUUUAA